AUGGGCUUCGAAACGUCGUCCCAUGCCAAGCACUGGCUGUUUACGGAAGACACUAUCCUUCGCAUGCGUAAGGAGAGCCAUGCCCGCGGCGUCGCCGGUGUCCUCGCCGCCUAUGCAGACCACGCCGAGUUUCUUGGCACUCCGCCUGCGGACGAUGCGUUUCCGUCGGUGGAGGACGAGACGGUGCUGGUGGACUUUUACGCGCAGCAGAUGUGGGUGCUGUGCAAAAAGGUGGAGCUCCCGCCAAAGGUCUUUGGCUGCGCAGUUAUUUUCCUCAAGCGGUUCUACCUCAAGACGUCUGUACUCGAGUAUGUGCCCAAGGAGGUGAUGUUGACGGCGCUGGUGCUGGCGGCCAAGUCUGAGGAGGUCCACAUUGCGCCUUCGGCCUUUGCUGCCAAGUUCAAGGUCAAGCCCGAGGCCAUCAUUGCACUGGAGAUCAUGAUGCUGGAGAAGCUCUCGUUCCACCUCAUGGUGUACCAGGUGUGGCACCCGAUCGGCGGGUUUGUGGACAUGUUUCGGCGGCUGGAUCCCGAGUGCGACUGGCAGACAUUGCGCGACGAGGCCAUGGAGUGGGCACGCGACGCCAUGCUCUCGGACCUUAUCCUGCAGUACCCGCCGUCGCAGCUUGCUCUCGCCGCCACUUGCCUCGCCGCCGACGAGGCCGGCCUCGAUGCUGACACCUUUCUUGCCCACCAGUUCCCUGGCCCGGAAAAUGACGCACUGCGCGCCACCAUCCGCGAGCUGGAGAACGCCCUCGACACCGCUUCCCAGACCACGCUCGACAAGGCCGCAGCGCGCGCAGCCAACGCCGCACUUGACGCCACCCGCAAUCCGCUGCUUGAUCCCGAGUCGGCGCUCUCCAAACACCUCGCCGAGCGCGCACUCGAGGACAAGGCCACCGCCCAGCUCGCCGAGCUCGAGCGGGCCAACGCCCGCCGUGCCGCCAAGCAGCGCGAGCUCAUGGGCUUUGACGACGGCGGCGCCGGCUCGUCGAGCGACGAUGCGCCGGUUGCUAUGGUGGAAGGCAAAUGA
Thecamonas trahens ATCC 50062 is the source of this 1032-nucleotide messenger RNA. RefSeq names its product cyclin mcs2. The coding region runs from base 1 to 1032 and encodes 343 amino acids. Lineage: Eukaryota; Apusomonadida; Apusomonadidae. Gene Ontology annotation, molecular function: cyclin-dependent protein serine/threonine kinase regulator activity. The record is from RefSeq and is a predicted model, not a curated record. The transcript is spliced from 2 exons. Gene Ontology annotation, cellular component: nucleus; transcription factor TFIIK complex. Gene Ontology annotation, biological process: regulation of cyclin-dependent protein serine/threonine kinase activity; regulation of transcription by RNA polymerase II.